CAUUGAUCCUUCAUUUCACCUGUCUCGCUGUGUUUAGACAACGCUGUGUGCGAUCUUCAGGCAUAGACCCCAUGGCUCCACUCUCCCUCUCCUCAACCAGAAAGAUGGUCUCGGGCUACGAGAUCCCGGCGAUUGGGUUCGGGUCAUAUCAGACCCCUCCCGAUGUCACGGAGAAAGUGAUCCUGAAGGCCCUGGAGGCUGGAUACCGUCAUAUCGACUGCGCCCAGCUAUACCAGAAUGAAGCCGAGUGCGCGGCGGCCAUUCACAAAUCGGGCAUCGACCGGUCCCAAGUCUUCUACACAAGCAAGAUCCCCGAUACGCAUAUGUCAUACGAGAAGGCCAAGGAAGCCAUUGAGGCCAGUUUGUCCGCGGCAUCCUGCCUAGGCUACAUCGAUCUUAUGCUCCUCCACGCCCCCUACGGCGGCAGAGAAGGCCGACUCGGCGCCUGGCGCGCCCUGGUGGAAGCGCAAAAGAGCGGCAAGAUCCGCUCGAUCGGCGUCUCCAACUACGGGAUCCGCCACCUCGAGGAGCUGGAGCAUUACAUCCAGAGCAGCGGCGUUGGGGGCCGGAUCUCCGUGGGCCAGUACGAGGUCCACCCCUGGUGCGCCCGCGAGGACAUCGUCGCGUGGUUGCAGAAGCGGAACAUCGUCGUCGAGGCUUACUCGCCGCUGGUGCAGGCGAAGCGAAUGAACGAGCCGAUGCUGCAGGCCUUGGCGAGGAAGUAUAAAAGGUCUCCGGCGCAGAUCCUGGUUCGCUGGAGUUUGCAGAAGGGAUAUGUUCCACUGCCCAAGUCGGUGACUGAGUUCCGGAUCAAGGAGAAUACGCAGGUCUUUGAUUUCGAGCUGUCACAGGAGGAUAUGGGUCGGUUGCAGACGGAUGAACAUUCCCCUGUGUGCUGGGAUCCUGCUCGGGAUUCGAAGCUUUAAGGGAGACAGCAUGGGCUCUCAAAGCUUGCUUAGGGCUCCAGAGCAAACACAGAUUAAUAGACCAAGCUAAGCAGC
Molecule: messenger RNA, 1001 nt
Organism: Aspergillus homomorphus CBS 101889
Lineage: Eukaryota; Fungi; Ascomycota; Eurotiomycetes; Eurotiales; Aspergillaceae
Product: aldo/keto reductase family protein
Exons: 6
Coding region: 72-926 (284 amino acids)
Molecular function (GO): oxidoreductase activity
Source: RefSeq, a predicted model, not a curated record